Molecule: messenger RNA, 1953 nt
Organism: Spinacia oleracea (spinach)
Lineage: Eukaryota; Viridiplantae; Streptophyta; Magnoliopsida; Caryophyllales; Amaranthaceae
Product: UDP-glycosyltransferase 91C1-like
Exons: 1
Coding region: 240-1667 (475 amino acids)
Molecular function (GO): UDP-glucosyltransferase activity
Source: RefSeq, a predicted model, not a curated record
UCUAUUAGUCUCAGUAUUAUACUAAUCAACAAGCAGCUUGCCUUUUCAUCAUUUUCAUAAUCCUUGAAUCAUGAACCAAAUCCUUAAAAACAUGCACCAAACAAUAAUCUUCUAUUAACAAAAUCCAAACAAAUUUAAAAUCAAAUUCACAUAAGUUAUAUGAACCUUUCAUAAAAAAGAGAGAAAGAAGCUACCUUCAAUCCUUCAUACCCAGGGAAACCAAGUCAGUAGAGAUUUCAAUGGAGAGAAACAUUAGUGAUCUUCAUGUAGUAGUGUUUCCAUGGUCAGCUUUCGGCCACAUGAUCCCGUUCUACCAGCUUGCCAUAGCCCUGGCUAAAAAAGGUGUGCGAAUUUCUUACAUAUCAACCCCAAAAAACAUUAAGAGGCUUCCUAAUAUCCCUUCAGAAUUAAACUCCCUUGUAGAAUAUGUAAGCAUCCCAUUACCAACAACUCCUGAUGGUGGUGGUGUUCCGGAAGGAGCCGAGGCCACAGUUGACAUACAGUUUCAUGAAAUCCCAUACCUAAAAGUGGCUUAUGAUCUCCUAUAUGAGCCUAUCAAGAAAUUUGUUUCAAGUCGGUCAAUUGAUUGGAUAAUAUCUGACAUCAUAGGUCACCGGAUGGCUGAUCUUGCUCGGGAAUGCCAUAUCCAGCUCAUGUUCUUCUCCGUCUACACGGCCACCACCCUGAGUUUUGUGGGUCCACCGGAGUACCUUUCGGAGGAAGGUCGGAAGAAAGUUAGACCAACACCAGAUAGUUUGACAACCCCGCCUCCCUGGGGAGGAGGAAUCUUCCCUCCAUCAGUUGCUUUCCGUGGUUAUGAGGCAGCAGGGUUCCACCCUGGGAUAUACAACAAGAAUGAAUCCGGGAUAUCAGAUGCUGAAAGGUUGGCUACCAUGAUCAAGGGAUGUGAUGCAGUAGGAGUGCGUAGUUGCAGAGAGUUUGAAGGUGAAUACAUCGAUCUAUAUCAGAAACUCAUUAACAAGCCCGUGGUGCCAGUCGGGCUGCUCCCACCACCCAAAGUAGAGAAGAAAGAAGAAAACACAGAUGAAACAUGGAUUGAAGUCUUCAAAUGGCUUGAUCAACAGAGCAAUAGAUCGGUUAUCUAUGUAGGGUUUGGGAGUGAGUAUAAACUCACUAAAGAUGAAGUUUAUGAGAUUGCUUAUGGACUAGAGUUAGCACAGUUGCCAUUCAUAUGGGCUUUAAGAAAACCCACUUGGGCUGUUGAUGAUUCUGAAGCUUUACCACCGGGCUUUGUGGAUCGGACAUCAGGAAAGGGGACCGUGUGCCUCGGGUGGGCACCACAGCUCAAAGUUUUGGCUCAUCCCUCAGUUGGAGGCUCAUUGUUUCAUUCUGGGUGGGGUUCAAUUAUAGAGACACUAGAACAUGGGCAUAAUCUUGUAUUGUUACCAUUUAUUAUUGAUCAAGGGCUAAAUGCAAGGAUGAUAGUAGAGAAAGGUUUGGGUAUUGAAGUAGACAGAAGAGAAGAUGGGUCAUAUACCAGAGAUGACAUAGCUUCCGCACUGAAACAAGCCAUGGUAGGAGAUGAAGCACGGAAGAUUAAGGCUCGAGCUAAGCAGGCUGCAGAAAUUUUUGGUGAUCAUAAGCUGCAGGAGGAACAAUAUAUCAACGGGCUUGUUGAAUUUCUGAGAACCGGAGCAGGACAUUAAUAAAUUUACUGCAAAAUUAAAUUUACGAAUCCAUGAUGUAACUUACUAAUAUAAACAAUAAGCUUUAAAACUUUUUACAGCAGGUACUGAAAGCAUGAGAAAUAGGAAGUAGCAUAUUGAAUGGAGUAAAUAGUUGCUCCAGAGUGUUCAAUGCUUAAUGCAACAAGUGUUACUUCAUGUUUCAUCAACCUUCAGAUGAAAGAAGGCAAGAAAAAGGUUUCAUGUGACGGGACAAGUUAAUCAAUAAACUAAAUAAGGCAAGUUCCUUUCCAUUUUCCAUGUAUAA